AAUAAGUAAUGUUCACGCAGAGAUUCUCAGCUCCUUCAACCUCUAACAGCACAUCAGAUAACAGGUGGGAGGGGGUUGUUAGGAGGCUGAUCUCUCUCUAUAUAGGUGGGACCGCCACAUCUACACAGACCAGACAGAGCUCAGGACACACAUAACAAAAGUUUCUGUAAGCAUGAAGAGCAGAUGAGGAGGUGGUGGAGAUGGCACAAAGAUCAACCGACCCUGGGGGGGCUUCAGGAGAACCAGACUCAUCAACAGAGCAGCACUGUUCCUUCCUGUGUGGAGUUUGCUUGUCCUGCCUGCGCUAUUGUUGUUGGUGUUGUUGUCCAGAUGACCCGACUUACACCCAUGGUCCAAACACAAGCACAUCAGUGGAUGAAUGGAGGGUGACUCCAGAUGAAACCAGAGCAAAGCAGGAAGCCACAAGGACAUCAGAGGACCUUCUGAACACUUUGGAGGAGUUAGCAGCUGAUGAAUUCAGAGACUUCAAAUGGUAUCUGCGGCGGCCUGACAUCCUGGAAGGCUACCAACCCAUCAAAAGAUCCAAGCUGGAGGGCGCAGAGAGAAGGGACACUGUGGAUCUGAUGGUGAACACUUACACACCACAUGGAGCUCUGAAGGUAACCAUGAAGAUUUUAAAGAAGAUACCCAGGAAUGAUCUGGUGCAGAGCCUGUCAGACACCUGCUCAGGACCAGAAGUCCGCUUCUUGGUAGAUUACCCUGCAGUAGAAGAGCUGGAGGAGAGUGCAACUAAAACAGAAGUAACGUGUGAUUCAGUGAAUGAACCUGGUGAUCAACACUCAGAGAAGAAUGACCACAACCCAACUGCAGGAGGAGAAUCUGAAGUACCAAGUAUCAAGUUCGUACCAUCUACCAAGAAGGAAAAGGAUCCCUUAGAAAUGGAUAUGAGUGGAAAAGAGGAUAAGUGAUAACCCCCAUCCCAGGAUGGAGGAGGCCAGUUCACACUGUGUUGUAGGACUCGCAAGGAUGAAUGAAGGAAUAUUGUGUGUUAACAGCUGUGGAUGUUCAUACAGGGAAACUGGACAAGACACGAUGCUUUGGACUGUUUGAGUAGAUAAAAUAGCUAUAUGUGUACAUCAAUUAUAAACUGUAAUAAAAGAAAAUGCACACU
This is a messenger RNA of Dicentrarchus labrax (European seabass), 1132 nucleotides long. RefSeq lists its product as uncharacterized. Bases 201 to 929 code for a protein of 242 amino acids. The transcript is spliced from 9 exons. The record is from RefSeq and is a predicted model, not a curated record. Lineage: Eukaryota; Metazoa; Chordata; Actinopteri; Moronidae.